AAGAGAGGGGUAGGGCGCUCAAAAAUGUCGUCACGUCCGGGUCUAUGGUGUGUUUUGUUUCUAGAAGUAAUUUCGCAACAGCUUGGAAUCGCAAGAAGGUUCUGCAGCCUGGUUUUUGCUUUAUGUUUAUCCUGUGUGUAAUCCGCAUAUAUGUUGUCUUCUUGAGAGGUAUCCAGACACCCUGUCUGCUUUUUCACAUAAACAGAAUCGAGGCUGUGAUGGAAAAACAUCACCAGCAUUUGCAGUAUCAGUGAAAUUGCUGAGCACCCAGACUUUGUUAAGAGGAAAGAGCCAGUAGCUUGUGGAAGGCUGGUAGCCAUGCUGUGCUGGGGUAAUGCUUCCUUCGGGCAGCUGGGGGUGGGUGGAAUCGACGAGGAGAUUGUCAUCGAGCCCAGGAGCUGCAAGUUCUUCCACGGUAAAAAGAUCCGCGAUGUGGGGUGUGGGCGAAGGCACACAGUGUUUGUGCUGGAAGACGGGACAGUCUACACUUGCGGCUGUAAUGAUCUGGGGCAACUGGGCCACGAAAAGGCGAGAAAGAAACCAGAACAUGUUGGUGCCUUAGAUGCUCAGAACAUUGUGGCAGUGUCUUGCGGGGAGGCGCACACUCUUGCCCUGAAUGACAAGGGGCAGGUGUUUGCAUGGGGCCCAGCAGCCGAUGGACAGCUGGGCCUGCCAGGUACAGAAGAGUGUGUCCGAGUGCCCAGAACCAUCAAGAGUUUGUCUGAUGUUCAGAUAAUCCAGGUGGCAUGUGGACAUCAGCACUCUCUCGCAUUAUCUAAAGGAAGUCAGAUCUUCUCGUGGGGACAGAAUAAAUUUGGGCAGCUUGGACUGGGCUGUGAAAACAAAAGCCAGUGUUCCCCGCAGAUAAUUCGGUCUUUGCUGGGUGUUCCCUUUGCCCAGAUAGCAGCUGGAGGAGCCCACAGCUUCGCACUCACGCUCUCAGGGGCCGUGUUUGGCUGGGGACGCAACAAGUUUGGACAGCUCGGUCUAAAUGAUGAGAGAGACAGGUAUGCUCCUGUACUCCUUAAGUCGCUCAGAACACAGAAGAUUGUUUACAUAAGUUGCGGAGAAGAUCACACAGCUGCACUUACCAAGGAGGGAGGUGUGUUUACAUUUGGAGCUGGAGGAUAUGGACAGUUAGGUCAUAACACUACCAGUCAUGAGAUAAACCCCAGGAAAGUCUUUGAACUGAUGGGAAGUGUUGUCACACAGAUAGCCUGUGGUAGGCAGCACACUUUAGCAUUUGUCCCCUCGUGUGGAAGAAUUUACUCUUUUGGGCUGGGAGGUAAUGGACAACUGGGAACAGGAUCUACGUGUAACCGGAGUAGUCCCUUCACUGUCCAGGGAAAGUGGGUUGCACACAAUAGCCAGUGUCCCCCUAAUACAAAUAUUGAAGAGUACUGUUGUGUCAAGAGAAUUUACGCAGGUGGAGACCAAAGCUUUGCACAUUACUACACUCCUGAGAAUUCUUUGCCAGCAGAUGAUUUCCGGAAUUCAGAUUUUCUGAGAAAGAUUCAUACAUUAAAUUAUGAAACUAUUCAAAGGUGGUUGAACCAUGCUCAAGGCAGGCUUCCUGCUGAUAUAGCAAAUGAGAUAGAUGUGGUGUUCUCUUCUGCAAGCUGUCUAAAUGGAAGCUUCCUAUCAGACAGCCAUCCUCACCAUCAUAAAACCAGCUCUAAAUUUUCAGGGGUUGACAUGAACUCAGCUAGACUGCUGUUUCACAGGCUGAUACAGCAUGAUUAUCCAAACAUUUCUCAACAGGUGGCUGCUAGCAUAGAAAAGAACCUGCUCUCGCAACUUCCCAACUCUCCACCUGAUAUCGAAGCUCUGCGAUUGUACCUUACGCUACCAGAGUGCCCUCUAUUCAGUGACCCCAACAACUUCACAACCUUAGCAAUACCCUUUGCUUUGGCUAUUGUCAGUCUGAAAGAAACGCCACUGAAAGUACUUGAAAACUGGUGGUCUAAACUUGAACCUCAGAUCUUCCAAAGGAUCGUGCAGCUCUAUAAAGAAGUGGUGGUGAACCUCCUGAGAAUUCGCAAGAUUGGGAUCCCUCCCUCAGAGCAGAGGAUCUUCAGCAGCUUCCUGCAUAUCGCCUUGAAGGUCUUAGAGAUUCUCCACAGGGUUAACGAGAGGUCAGCACAAAUCAUACAAUAUGACAAGUUCUACAUUCACGAAUUACACUCCCUGAUAGACAUUAAAAAUGACUACAUCACCUGGAUACAGCAACAGAUGUAUGGGGUGGACCUCAACCAAGGAUUGGAGAUGCCGGACAUGCCUGUCACAAUUUGCACAUACCCUUUUGUCUUUGAUGCCCAAGCUAAGACGACACUAUUGCAAACUGAUGCGGUAUUGCAAAUGCAGAUGGCUGUUGACCAGGCGCACAGGCAGAACUUCUCCUCGUUCUUCAUGCCAGUGGUGGAGUCUGUGAACCCCUGUCUGAUGCUUGUAGUGAGGAGGGAAAACAUUGUAGAGGAUACAAUGGAGGUGCUCAGGAAAACCAAGAAUCUGGAUUACAAGAAGCCGCUCAGGGUGAUCUUUGUUGGGGAGGAAGCUGUGGAUGCAGGAGGUGUUCGGAAAGAAUUCUUCCUGCUCAUAAUGAGAGAGCUGCUGGAUCCCAAAUAUGGCAUGUUUAGAUAUUACGAAGACUCGAGGCUUAUCUGGUUCUCCGACAAGACCUUUGAAGACAUUGACUUGUUCAAUUUGAUUGGUGUUAUCUGUGGCUUGGCGAUAUAUAACUUGACGAUUGUAGAUCUGCAUUUCCCCCUGGCCCUGUAUAAAAAGCUUCUGAAAAAGAAUCCCACACUAGAUGAUCUGAAGGAGCUGAAGCCUGGCGUAGGCAGAAGUAUGCAGCAGCUACUGGAUUAUCCAGAUGAUAAUGUGGAGGACGUAUUCUGUUUGAAUUUCACAAUUACUGUGGAAAAUUUUGGUGCAACAGAAGUCAAAGAACUUAUUCCAAAUGGUGACGAUGUUGUUGUUAACAAACACAACAGGCAGGACUUUGUCAAUGCCUAUGUGGACUAUGUCUUCAAUACAUCAGUUGCUCCACUAUUUGAAGCCUUCUAUGAAGGCUUCCACAAAGUGUGCGGAGGUAAAGUGCUUCAGCUCUUCCAACCCAACGAGCUCCAGGCCAUGGUGAUUGGAAACACCAACUAUGACUGGAAAGAACUGGAGAAGAGUACAGAGUAUAAAGGAGAGUACUGGGCAGACCAUCCCACUAUAAAGCUCUUUUGGGAAGUGUUCCAUGAGCUGCCGCUGGAGGAGAAGAAACAGUUUCUUUUGUUUUUGAGUGGCAGCGACCGCAUUCCUAUCCUGGGGAUGAAGAGCCUCAAGCUAGUGAUCCAGCCCACUGGAGGAGGGGAGCAAUACCUGCCAGUGGCUCACACCUGCUUCAAUCUCUUAGACCUGCCAAAAUACACAGACAAACAAACCCUGAGAGCCAAGCUCAUCCAGGCCAUCGACCACUAUGAAGGAUUCAAUUUAGUGUAAAAAAAAAAAAGACAUCUCUUAUUGCUUGCCUUAUCAGAUGCAGUAUUUUUUUUCGAAAGACUAUCUGGACACUUAGUGGCAAUUUUGAAAGUGACAAAAAACACAAACCAAAAAGUCUUUCAAUGGAAGAGGAACUAAAAUAUGCCUACUGAUAAAAGCUAUCAGUUUGCUGGUAGUCCACUUGUCACAAGAACCUUGUUGCUGGCUUUGUUUUUAUAACAAUACACCCAUUGGAUUCACCCUCUAUAUAGACUGAAGGAUGUGGAAGAGCUGUGUCAUGGUGGGGGUGUGAUUGUGAACAAACUGCUUUAUGCUUUUGUAAAGUGUCAAUGAUUAUAUAUAUAUAAAAUGUAUUUAGCCUUUUGUUUGUUAUUACAUUAGAUGCAUUUAACAGUAGCAGCUACUUUUUAUUUUAUUCAGCAUAUCACAAAUGAAUGUAAUAGUUUAUUGUGUGUAAUGUGUGUUGACUUGUUAGGACCAUGUACACUUAUGAAAAGAAAACAAUCUUAAAGCAUAGGUGCAUAUAAUUAAACUAAGACCUCAAGUUUU
This is a messenger RNA of Acipenser ruthenus (sterlet), 4038 nucleotides long. Its product is annotated as probable E3 ubiquitin-protein ligase HERC4. Lineage: Eukaryota; Metazoa; Chordata; Actinopteri; Acipenseriformes; Acipenseridae. Bases 319 to 3489 code for a protein of 1056 amino acids. Gene Ontology annotation, molecular function: ubiquitin protein ligase activity. The transcript is spliced from 25 exons. Gene Ontology annotation, biological process: ubiquitin-dependent protein catabolic process; protein ubiquitination. Gene Ontology annotation, cellular component: cytoplasm. The record is from RefSeq and is a predicted model, not a curated record.